Aethina tumida (small hive beetle) is the source of this 3819-nucleotide messenger RNA. RefSeq names its product RNA binding protein fox-1 homolog 1-like (gene Rbfox1). The record is from RefSeq and is a predicted model, not a curated record. The transcript is spliced from 9 exons. Bases 726 to 2000 code for a protein of 424 amino acids. Gene Ontology annotation, biological process: regulation of alternative mRNA splicing, via spliceosome; nervous system development. Gene Ontology annotation, cellular component: nucleus; cytoplasm. Lineage: Eukaryota; Metazoa; Arthropoda; Insecta; Coleoptera; Nitidulidae. Gene Ontology annotation, molecular function: mRNA binding.
AGAACUAAGUAAAAGAAAGAAUUAGUAUUAAAUUAUUAAUACAAUAAGAAAGAGGUGGAAAUAAUGGGUGUUGAGGAAUCAUGAUGUGUAAUAAAAUGUAGUGUCUAAAGGACGUUCCUCCCAAAAACCAGCCGAUUCCUUUCACAACACCCAAACAUUGGAAACACGCGUCCAACACGUUCAGUUCAAACGCAGCCUCGACGUGUGCACAACACGUUCAUGACUAGCUCAAGUUCAUCUUCGAAACCGGUGAAAUUCGUCGAGAGUCGGCAUCGAUGUCCAGAAAUUCGUUUCGCCGAGGUAAACGUGUGCGUGCGUGUGUUGUGUAUGGUGCGAACAAAUUUGAAAUCGUACGGCAACAGAGUAGGACGCCUCGUCUGAGAGAAUUCGGACGAUCCGACAACGUUGUUGGGCAGUCUGCGCUCCGUUCAUUGAUCGGGCCCCCUCCACGGUCCCGCAUGUGCGCCCCUCCGCGUCCUCAGGACCAGCAGCCGGGGUAGUUCGCACUGUGCACCCUGUACAAACGGGCGUUGUUCACGACACGCACGUCGUCCAUCCUGCACACACUCACCACUCACACACAUUGUGGUGUCUGGUGUCUGGUGUCCGGCGUCCGGCACCGAGUUCCAAUUUUGCCUCGUGCAGUGGUUUUUUUGCAUGUGAACGGUUCCCAGAAAGCAGCCAAACUGUGGGGUGCGGGGGCAUUUUUUCUUCCUCCCCAAGGAAUGUACUAUCCGCACAUGGUCCAGACGGGCAUGACGACGCCGUUUGGAGCGGCGGCGGCGGCUGCGGCCGCACCUGCCGGAUUCCCGGCCGCCGCCCAAAACGGCGACGUGAAGCCGGAAGAGAAUAAGCCGCCGGCGGUCCCACUGCUACCUCCUCCAGCGGGGGCGGCCACGGCGGGUGCCGGUCCGCCUGCCUUCGCUCAUUCGCCGCCUCCGCCACAACCACCCGCCGCGGGCGAGCCGCCCCAAACAAUCGGGACCAGUCCCGCUCUGACACACACAAACCCGAACGCGUUCAAAGUGGAGCAGCAACCCUCACAGCAACAAAGUCAGAGCGGUGGCGGUGCUGGCGGCGGUGUCGUGGUGACGCAGCAAGAGCAGGAGAACGGGGCGGUGACAAUUCCCCAGCCUCCGUCUUCGGACGCGUCGACCGACGGUACGGCUACGGGGGCGGUCGCCUCGAUCGCAGACCCGGUCAAAAAUCCACCAAAGAGACUGCACGUCUCCAACAUUCCCUUUAGGUUCAGGGACCCGGAUCUCCGGGCCAUGUUUGGGCAAUUUGGCCCCAUUUUAGACGUAGAAAUUAUUUUUAAUGAAAGAGGAUCCAAGGGGUUCGGUUUUGUAACAUUCGCAAAUAGUGCUGAUGCGGAGCGAGCACGAGACCGACUACACGGCACCGUGGUUGAGGGAAGAAAAAUAGAGGUUAACAAUGCUACAGCCAGAGUACAAACUAAAAAGCCGGCAGCGCUUCCAGCAGUGCCAGUCCUGCAAUGGACGGACGCGACGAUAAGGGCGGGCGUGGCGGCACUGCAACGGGGCCGAGCUCGCACGGCGUAUCCGGCGACGGCGGCGGCGGCAGCUUUCGCCCGACAUCCGACACCGUUGGCGGGUGCCCUCCAGGGCUACACUCCGGUGCUGAACACGUUGCCGGUGGACGGCAGCCUCUACUACGACCCCUUCCUGGCUGCACAUGCUGCCGAUCCAAACUACAGACUGCAGGCGGCAGCCGCAGCAGCCACGCCACUACUAAAAACCCCUCUGUCGACUGCCCAACAGGCGAGCUACGCGGCCGCGGCGACGUACACGGCGGUCGCGGCGCGAUACGGGGCCGCCGCCGCCGCCGCCACUCAGCCAGUGGCCGGCUAUGCGGCGGUCGCGGCCGCCGGAUACGGACGCGACUACACGGAUCCCUAUCUGGGACACGGGAUUGGACCGAUGGCCGGUUACGGGGCCGCAGUGUAUCGUAGUGGUUACAACCGGUUCACGCCCUACUGAACAUAUCGCGCAGCUCCGUAAGGCCUACAAAUAAUACUCAACUAUUGUUAUUUGUCUUGUGUACGUAGCACAAUACAGCACAAAAGUAUAAAACAAAAACCAUAAUAACUUAAACAUUUAAUUAAUCGAUUAAAAUUUAAAACAGGAGCCAAAGAGCUGUUAACUCACUAACAUAAGCCCUUGUGAUAGCCCAUCUCUCUAACCCAGCUCUCUUACAAUGUUAAGAACAAAAACAAGUUAGCUAGUUAAGUCUUACAAUUAGUUCCGUAAGUCUUGAGCGGUUUCCAUUCACUUAUACGAGGGAAACUUAGCGACGCAACGCAACGCAACUAUUUCGUUCCAUCGACAAUAACACGUCACUGUUUUGGGAGUUUUCUUGGUUGCGUUGCGUCUCGCACACGCGACAUCCCGGGAACAAAAUCGUGAUUUUUAACGUGAUGCGAGAAUGUGCUUAUUAUUUGUUUUUUGGGGUUUGUUCCCGGGUUCGUUGCGACGAAUCGUUGGACCAUUCGAUUACUUAACUACUACGGUACGCAUAAAAAUUUGUGAGAUAGUCGGUAGGUUUUACAAACAAACUAGUGUUACGUACUCUCAUUUUUUCUCCCCGUUAAAUAUUAGUUGUGUUGUCGUGACCGUCUCUGAAUUAUUCUUUUUGUUACUUCAAGUCGGUUCGUUCGUUGUAUUGCUUCAUUUACUUUGUAUAUAAAUUUCAACUUCAGGUUAUGAUUAAAACAGUUUGCUGAAAUACGGUUUGUAAAUAAAUAUACGUGUAAAAAUAAUGCACACAUUAACUUCAAACAUCACAUUUAUUGAUUAUUAUGAACAGUAGUAGAAUACUUAAGAGACUCGGUGACGAAAAAAAAUGAACAAGUAAACUAGCUCGUAAUGUCUUAGUUAUUAAGGUUAACAAUUAUUUGACUGGUAGGAAUUAUAUUGUUAUACGUAUUACAUACGUUUAUGUAUAAAUAAUCUCUUAGUUUAGGUCCGAUAAUUAUUUAUAUGUUUAAUAAGUUUUUUUUUUUCAUUUUCGUUAUGUAUAAGUGCAAUGGAAACAAACAGUACUUUUUCUCUCUAUUGUGAUUGGCAAUUUACGGUGGACUCUCUAUUUAACAUUCGUUAUUUUACUGGAAAACAAUCAGUAAAGAAUCGAAUUAAUUUACUUGGCUUGUCUGUUGUAAGUUUACCGUAUACACACAAAAAUACCGUUAGAUUUAUAACCAAGCCAAAAACUACUCUCAUGGACUACGUGAAUCUCGGUGACAAUUAGAUAUAAUUUUGCUUUGCGGAUCGGAAAUAGAUAGAACAUGAUACUGUUUCAUUUUUCCUCGUGUUUAAUUUUUCAUUUAGCGUAUAUUUUGAUACUCUUGUUUUUUAGGCGGAUUAUUGUAAACCGCAUACAUAUCGACGAUAUUUCUCUAUUUAGCUCUCUAGAUAUGUACAGUUCAAUCAAAUCGAUUUUUUUUUUAAUAUUUGUGUAAUAUUAGGAUAUAUUUUCAUUCUUUAUUUGAACUAUAAUCUUCACCUAAGUUUUUGUAAAUUACCCCAGUGAAUACAUUUUUAUUUUAUCAGCGCACAUGAUUUUCUUGACACGUUGAUCAAUAUUAAUAAACAGAUGAAAAUAUAUCCUGUAAUUUAAAGCCAAUAUGUCUAGUCUAUGUAAAUAUCUCGACGUACAAACAACUCAUUCUCUUAUGGAAUAAUUUUUAGACAUUCUGUUAACUUGGUAUCAUCCCAUUUUUUUAUAUCAAUCUAGACUCAUUGAUACCAUGGUUAUAAAAAGAAUCAUAUAAAGGCACAAAUACAUGCUGUACAUUUUUAA